UUUUGUCCGUAACAUUGUAAAGUCGUCAAUAAAGACGGAUAAGCAUACAUAACACUGGCGACGAGGUUAUUGCGAACCGUGUAAGCAUGCGUUGAACCAAUGCCCAAUCGCAAGCCGAGUGAUUUUGAAUGUUUUAGUAACGAUUACAGUGAAAUAUCGAGCCUCCCGAGAACUGAACUGUGUAUACGUUUAAAAAGUGCGGGUGUGCCGUAUGAAACAAAAGACUCUACCGAAAGACUAAGACGAAAAUUAAUCGAGCAUUUGCAGUCAAAGGAGGAACAAAAGCAAGACCGAAUAGGCGAAACAAGGGCCAAUGAUAUAGUAACGAUGGAAUCAAAAAUCAAACUGGAAUUCGAACUAGGUAAAGAUGACUGGGAAACAUUUAUUGAGAGGCUAGAACUGUAUUUCACGGUGAAUAAUACAAUAGACGAAAAAAAGCAAGCAGCUAUUUUAUUAACAAAAGUAAGUCCAGAUACCUACAAGCUAAUUAAGAACCUCUGUUAUCCACAAAAACCGAAAGAUAAAACGUUCAAAGAAAUCGUAGAAAUAUUAACAAACCACCUAUGCCCGAAGCCAUCGGAAACAAUGGAAAGGUGCAAAUUUUACGCAACGAAGCAGACAAUGACAGAAAGUGUAUCGGAUUAUGUAGUUCGAUUGAAAGAAUUAUCGUUAAACUGUAAUUUCUCAUCAAAAGAAACAGCGUUGUGAGACCAACUGGUAUGUGGACUCCAA
Osmia lignaria (orchard mason bee) is the source of this 732-nucleotide messenger RNA. The record is from RefSeq and is a predicted model, not a curated record. NCBI's taxonomy places the organism in Eukaryota, Metazoa, Arthropoda, Insecta, Hymenoptera, Megachilidae.